Mya arenaria is the source of this 4047-nucleotide messenger RNA. RefSeq names its product WD repeat and SOCS box-containing protein 1-like. Gene Ontology annotation, biological process: intracellular signal transduction. The coding region runs from base 349 to 1698 and encodes 449 amino acids. NCBI's taxonomy places the organism in Eukaryota, Metazoa, Mollusca, Bivalvia, Myida, Myidae. The record is from RefSeq and is a predicted model, not a curated record. Gene Ontology annotation, molecular function: protein binding. The transcript has 9 exons.
UGUCAAUAUCGUUUUAAUAUUCGAGGCCGAACAUUCGACGCACCUCAAGUCACGUAGGCAUAUAAUCUAGCUAUAAGCCAAUAAAGAAGUAAAACAAAAUUGUUUAAGAUUGGGAAAUGCUUCAGUUCAACUCGUGAAAUAAUAUAACUCUAUUUGAAAUCGUUGGAUUUGACUAGAUGAUAAAAUAAUACGAUACGGCACAAAGGGACUGUUUAAACAAGGAAUAUAAAUAUUGGGAAGUCCCAAUGUUAGAGAAAUAAACCCAUAUAAGACAGCCCGUGAUCUCUCACAAGGACUUCCCUUUUUGGUGAUUAUUUUUAACCCAGUGAUACCUUGCAUCAGGAUUUAAUGACUCAAGACGAGGGAAAUCCUACCAGCUUCUACAAUGCAGAACCAAAAGAUUUUGGUUGUGUGUUGAAAGUGGAUCAGGUGGAUGCCAUAUUUAAAAGCCAAUACCCGGAGAACUGGAGUGUAGCCUGGGCCCCUGAUUGCUCGUUUGUUGCCUGGUCACAGGGGGCCGGGAUUGUCUACCUCCUACCCUGGGAGAGACAUGCAGGACAAAUUUUAAAGAAGCCCACAAGAAACAGAAGUUUUGAAAAUAUAGCAGAGCUGGUGGAUGAAGAGGCUUUCAUCAACAACUUGCCGAGACUCGUGUCUGACAACAGCAUUCUGGAUGACGACACAGAGCGGGUCAAAUUUUGCCAUCAGAAUGAUCAACAAGCAGCCCAGUGUUACAGAAUUGACUGUAUGGACAUUGUGUGGAGCAUGGCAUUUGGGGGCUCGCACACAGAGGGCAGUAAUAUAUGGAGAAGCUACAACUCUCGCUGUGACCUGAUCCUGGCUACAGGACUACAGGGUGGAAAAAUUAAACUAUGGAAUGUCUAUUGUGGUAAUCUUCUAAUGGAGCUAUUAGACCACAAGUCUAUUGUACGAGGGUUGAGUUUCACAUGUGAUGGUAGUUUCCGCCUCGUCUCGUGCUCAAAUGACUGCACUGUAAAGUUCUGGGACUUGGAGGAUGAUGGGAACAUGUACAAAACUGUCCGCUUCUGUGAGAAGACGAUGGUCUGGGGCUGUAAGUGGUCUCCAAACAACAAACAUGUGGCAGCGGUCGGCAUGCAGAAAAAAGUAUACCUGUGGAAUGCGGAUGAUCUAAGGAAGCCAGCUCUAAAGCUAUUUGGGCACCAUCACAGUGUGGCGAGUUGCGACUUCUCUCCGGAUGGCGCCCUUCUAGCCACCGCUUCGUUUGACACACGUGUGAUCGUCUGGGACCCAUACACUGGGGAUGCUAUUUUGUCUCUUUGUCAUCUUUUUCCUCCUCCAAGACUGAUCUAUGCGGGUGGGGCAAAUGACCACUAUGUGCGUGACCUGUCUUUCUCCCGAGAUGGACAACAUAUAGCAACAGUAUCUGAUGAUGGGUAUAUCCGUAUCUGGGACCUCCACACAGGAACGGGGAAUCCAGAGUGGAUUUCAGAGACCAAGAAGCCCCUUAGCUGCAAGUUCAGCCCAAACGGACAUGUCGUAGCUGUGGGGACCCGUGUUGAUGGCACGCUGCAGAUCUACCGACCCCCAAACAUGGGCGUGACGUCUCUCCAGCACCUCUGCCGACUGAAGAUCCGGCACAAGCUCGAGUCGAAGGCUAUUGAUCACCUGCCCUUGCCCUGCCGGAUAAAGGAGUUCCUCAAGUAUCGACUUCCCUGAAGAUGACUGGUAGAGUCCAACAACGCAUCUGCCUGUUAUAGAGCCUAAGUCCAAACACAAUAUUCACUCAACCUGGAUAAGUUGGUGAUUUGCGUUUCUGUACAUGUGGCAAAGAUGCAGCUGUUUUUCAUUCAAAAUGUUUUAUAACAUUUUUGACUUAUUCAUGUGAUAUUUUCUGUAUGUCAGUAUUUGCAGUGUUUGACCAGUAUGUUACAUUUGCUCAGUACCAUGUUGAUGUCAAAGUAAUACAGAUUUUUUUUUAAUAAAUUGUUGAUAUAUCAUUAAAAUGCCUGAUAGGAUCAGCAGUUAUUGGUAUCUGUCAUCUACAGUAAAAUAUAAGUCAAUAUGACUUUUCAUGCAAGAAAUAUAACUGAAGGUGAAGGUAGUGAAAAUGUUAAUGUUGUUUUUAUGUUACUUGGUAUCCAAAGCAAUUCAAGUGAGACAGUUACUGAUAAUAGACAUUAAGAGGCCUGGUACAGUACAUCCACAUGUUGCCAGAUGACUUUCUGUCCUACAUAAGGCACACAUUUUUGUUUUUUUUACAUUGUACUUUAUAAGUAUGUACAAAAUAUUUAUUUAUUUUUUUUCAACUGAAAUGAACAGUAAAGAUCCAGUUAUAAAGUUCACUGAAAAAUGUACACUGAAAUAAGAUUUAACGUUUGAUUACUUAUUAGGUCAUGGUCAUAGAAAGUGUUAUAUUUUAGCCGUUGUGAUUAAAGGGAAGUAAUUCAUGCCUGUUGCAUAGUUUGUUAUGUACAGAGUACUGUCAGAAAAAUAGCUCAAUGUGCUAAUGUUUAGUGUUAUUAUAUACCUGACAUGAAUAAUGACACUUGUAUAUUGAUCUUGUAUUGUACAUUAUUGUAAUUAUCUAGUGUUUAUAUAAAUAUAAUAUUAGCUAAGUGUAGUUUAUUAAUUUAAUGUAAAUAUUGGACUAAUUUACAUUCACUUGCCUUUGAAAAUUCAGAUCUUUUAUUGUCAUUUGUCUUUUUUAUAGAUCACUGUGUCUGGCAUUUUGUUAAAGGAAUCUCUUUAUAAUGGUUGCUUAUUUUUAUACAGUGGAAUCUCUAUGCUGUGGUAGUACAGGUUUGUUAGGCUAUGGUCAGAGUUUUGUCGGAUUAUAAAGUGCUGUUGUCAUGAGAAACGCUGGUUUAUAUAUAUACUUGUGUGGUGCCUUACUUAUGAUGUUCAAUCAAGUGCUGCAGUAUCAUUUUAUAUCUGUUUCCGAAUAGUGCAAUAAUUCAUGUUAAUCUGGAAAAAUCCUUCUGUUACCGGUUGUCAAACUAGCAUUUACAUCAAGUCAUAUGCAAUAAUGUUCAAUGUUGAUGCCUUCCUAUAUCAUUUUGAUAUCAUUCAACAUUGUAUUGCCUCCUGAUUACUUAUAUGUAAAAGAAACGGCCGAAAUGAAUUAUGUAUAUGGGGUUAUUUUAUUUUUUAUUCAAAAAAACUUUGAUUUAUUCAACAAUAUAAUUACAUUUUACAUAACAUAGUAUGACAUUACAUGAUACCAAUUUACAAGCAUGUUAUACGAAUGCAGUUAAGUUAUUUACGAAUAAUAAUUGUGAUACUAUGAAUGUAAAAGCUAUCUAAACCAAAAAAGACUGGACAAAAAUGAAAAAAAAAUCACAAAACAUGCAUGUUAAUGAUCUAAUUGUUCAUUUCGAUACAUUGUUUUAUUCUUUUGUACAAAAAACUUUUGAAAAGUAGUUACAAAAACAAAUUUCUUACAAUUGCCCAAUUACUUUUAAAUUUAUCUGAGAUAUGUGUAUUUUUAUAAAUGUUCCAUGCUAACUGAAGGCUAUUUCUGAAACCAAUGACUGUUGGAACAUACUUUUUUCUUUUACAGGUUAUUGCAUUUUAGAAAAUACAGAUUUUGCAAUCUUUCAUGGCCAGGAAAGGUUGUUAGUGAUUUUUGAUCAUGUAUUCUUCCACUCCACAUCAACCCUCUCAAAUGAUAACAAAAUGAUAUGGGGUCACAAGGCAUCUGAAAAUCACAUUGAUUUACUAUAUACAUCCAUCCAUUAAUCUACAUGUUCUUAAGUUUUUAAAUUGGUAAUAUUAGAAUCUUGGAAUCAGAAAUGAAACGGUAUCAAAAGAAAACUCUUUUAAAAUACUUACACAUAGUCUAUUAUCUUUGAACACUCUUUGACUCUUUAGAAAAAGAAAAAAAAGGAGAAAAGGCUUUAUUGCAUAUUUUUAAAGGUUCUGUAUAUACAUGUAAUACUUAUCAGCAGUGUGUACACACAUGCAUAUUUUGUAACUAUGUAUCUCAAAUAUUGCUGUUCUAACUGUAAAUAGAGUUUUAAUUCACUGUUUUCGCUAUAGAAGUGAAGAAAUAAAUAAGAAACAAAU